Molecule: messenger RNA, 1221 nt
Organism: Syngnathus typhle (broad-nosed pipefish)
Lineage: Eukaryota; Metazoa; Chordata; Actinopteri; Syngnathiformes; Syngnathidae
Gene: hoxc10a
Product: homeobox C10a
Biological process (GO): regulation of transcription by RNA polymerase II
Cellular component (GO): nucleus
Molecular function (GO): RNA polymerase II cis-regulatory region sequence-specific DNA binding; DNA-binding transcription factor activity, RNA polymerase II-specific
Source: RefSeq, a predicted model, not a curated record
AUGGCGGAGGGGCGCGAGCCACUAAACGGCCACUGGGUGUCGCCCUUGCUCCACGCAAGAUACCUCACCCUUCCCAACUUGACCGCGCUGACGUCACGGCAGUCUGGAGCAUCAAGGCCACUUCCACGCCGCUAUUGGUCUGAAAGUCACAUGACCACGUCUCCAAGCAUCCAUAAUUAUGUUGCUGAUAUAUUUUUUGCGCCCCCCUCCUCCCCAAAAGAUGUCAGCAUCCCACUGUCCUUAUUGUGUCGGGAGGGUCCGCUAGUCGGACUGGAGAGAGAGAGAGAGAAAGAGAGAGAGCGCGAGCGAGCGAGGAAAAUGACAUGUCCCAAUAACACUGCGGCUGGCAACUUCCUGCUGGAUUCCUUGAUGGGAGGCUCGUCAUCGUACAAGAGUGACGCUUACUCCGGCGGGCCCGGCAUGUUCGUCCACGCCGCCGCGGACUACGGCUACUGCGGUGGGAGAAACCCGCAGGCCAAGGCGUCCCCGUCUCUCUCCAAGGCUGCCGCAGAGGGACUCCCGGCGGAUGGCCUCCCGCUCGCCAGCUUCCACGAAGGGCCCUACCUGGCCGCGCAGAUGGCCGCUUGGAGCCCGGGAUCCAAGUCCGGGGGGGACUCGCAACCUGUUGCCCCGGCUUUACAACCGUGCCACGUCAAAGAGGAGGCGUUUUGUGGCGGCAAUAAGAGCAAAGACUCCUCAGAGGCGGCCGUCUACAUCCGGCUGGGGGACAAUAGCUGCCGCCCGGAGGCGAGCGGCUCCUACCAGGUGUACGACACCGAGGGGCGGCUUCGGCCUGACGAGCGGACGCCCCCCUCCGGAUUUUCGUUCGCUCAUUUGGCCGAAACCGGCACGAGGGAAGCCGGUCAGGUGGAAGACGACGCUCAGGGCGCUCAGCACAAGGCCAAGACUGACAGCUGCUCGGAUGACUCGGAUGUUCAAUUCAAAGACGUUUCAUCGGAGAAGACAAGCGGGAGCUGGUUGAAGGCCAAAAGCGGCCGCAAGAAGCGCUGCCCUUACACUAAGCACCAGACGCUGGAGCUGGAGAAGGAGUUCUUGUUCAACAUGUAUCUGUCUCGCGAGCGCCGCCUGGAGAUCAGCCGGAGUAUCAACCUGACCGACAGACAGGUCAAGAUCUGGUUCCAGAAUCGACGCAUGAAGCUCAAGAAAUUGAGCAGGGAGAGCCGCCAUAGGGAGCAUGGCGCUGUCUAUCACUACGUCUAA